Messenger RNA from Salvia splendens (bonfire salvia), 954 nucleotides. Its product is annotated as protein FAM133-like. The transcript has 2 exons. The coding region runs from base 1 to 954 and encodes 317 amino acids. NCBI's taxonomy places the organism in Eukaryota, Viridiplantae, Streptophyta, Magnoliopsida, Lamiales, Lamiaceae. The record is from RefSeq and is a predicted model, not a curated record.
AUGGGCAAAGAAAAGAAGAAGAUUAAGAAAAGUAAGGGAGCCAAAGAUGUUGAGGCUGACAUGAAGAGUGGUUCUAGAAAAGGUGAAUUGAGUGUAGUAUAUGGCGGUGAUCGACUAAAGAGUGAUAAUGCUGAAAGGAAUGGAGAGAGUUUUAUUGGACUAACAGUGGAUCACUCUGGAAUGAAGAGUGGUCGAAGAGAGAAAAAGAAAGAUAAGAAUGAGAUAGUGGAGACACAUGAUACUGACGAAGUAAAGAGGGAAGGGAGUAUCAAUUGGCAAGAGGGAGUAAAUGUAUCUGGAAAAGUGAGAGGCAAAGAAGUUCUGAAAGAGAAGAUUAAGCAGAAAGUGAAAAGAACUGACAGUGAGGUGGGAGAGAAAGAUGGAGAACUGAUCCUAGAGCAUAGUGAGAGUUGCAUAGCCAGUGCCACAGAGAUUAGGGAGGAUAUGAAGAAGGACAAGAAAAAGGAGGAAGGAUGUCAAUUUUGCCAGCGGCAGGAAAAUGUGCUUUAUGAUGUUGAAGAUCAUACUCAGUCAACAAAAGAAGAUGGUGGCACCAAGAAUAAUCAUGAAGUGAAGAAAAAGAAGAAGCACAAAAAGAAAGAGAACUACAAAGAUGAUCUGCCUGCUGCCCAGCAAAAAUAUGUAGAUAGUGACUCCAAUAGUGGUCUGAAUACUAAGGAGAUACCAAAUAAUGAAGCAGCAGAGUUCACAAUCAAAAGGAAGAAAAGGAAGAGUAAAGUUUUGGAAAAUUGUUCUAGUGAUGAACGAGACAAUGAAGCUGAAUAUGCAAAGAAAGGGAAAAGGAGAAAGACCAGUUUGGUGGUGAAAGGUUCAGUUGAUACUUCACCUAACAAAGUAAUAAGAAAGUUAGAUUUUCUGAUCGGGUUGAGGUAUUUACUCUCCCUCCUAAAUCAAAUACUGAGGAUGGUAAUGGAGAGAAGGACAAUCUGGUAA